AUGGAAAGUGAGGUGGAAGUCAGCACAACUGAAGAUCCUUUAGAAAGAGAAAUGAAAGCUCUGAUCCUGUCUGAAGAAAACUUACCUCUGCCAAUCUCAAUUGAGGGAGGUCUUAGCCAAUACAUAGAGGAGAGGACAAGAGGACAAAGGCUAUGCCAGACAUGGGAAGAUCUCCACAAAGGCAGGAUUACAAGUUCGGUCUUUGGUGCCAUCCUUAGCUCUGGAGACACCCCCCACAGCUUAGUAGACCAAAUCAUUAAUGGAUCAAACUUAGACAGAUAUACAACACUCCCAAAUGCUGUCCAGUGGGGCAUUGAUCAUGAGAAGGAUGCCAUUGAGGACUACCUCAUGUUACAGAGUGCUGUCACAGAUAUGCAACUGACACCCUCAGGUAUUACAUUAUACCCCUCACAUGCUUUUCUCGGAGCAUCUAGUGAUGGAUGGGUGAUUGACCAGUCCCUUCCUGAAGAAAACCAACGAGGUGUUCUGGAGGUCAAGUGCCCCUACUCCCUGUCUGGCCAUAACAUUACAGAGAAGGAGGUCCAUGAACUUGUUGGUCAAGUGGGAUUUUGCCUAGAGCACACUGACAGGGGUCCUAGACUGAGGCGUGUCCAUAGGUACUAUGCUCAAGUUCAGGGGGAAAUGGCAAUUAUGGGAACAGCAUGGGCAGAUUUUGUUGUGUGGACAAAUGCAAAACAAAGUAACUGUUUUAUUGAAAGAAUUUUUUUUGAUGCAAAAUUUGUGUCCUCAAUGUUGCCAAAACUUGUUGAAUUUUUUGUAAAACACAUUUUACCUUCUUAUGUUAAAAAUUAAAUUUUCAAAACUUAAUAUCAAAUGUUUAGUGAAGUGAAAGCUAAAU
Saccostrea cuccullata (small rock oyster) is the source of this 859-nucleotide messenger RNA. RefSeq lists its product as uncharacterized. Lineage: Eukaryota; Metazoa; Mollusca; Bivalvia; Ostreida; Ostreidae. The transcript has 3 exons. The coding region runs from base 1 to 813 and encodes 270 amino acids. The record is from RefSeq and is a predicted model, not a curated record.